Messenger RNA from Vollenhovia emeryi, 1402 nucleotides. Its product is annotated as odorant receptor 49b-like. The record is from RefSeq and is a predicted model, not a curated record. Gene Ontology annotation, biological process: sensory perception of smell; detection of chemical stimulus involved in sensory perception of smell. The coding region runs from base 52 to 1254 and encodes 400 amino acids. Gene Ontology annotation, molecular function: odorant binding; olfactory receptor activity. NCBI's taxonomy places the organism in Eukaryota, Metazoa, Arthropoda, Insecta, Hymenoptera, Formicidae. The transcript is spliced from 7 exons. Gene Ontology annotation, cellular component: plasma membrane.
AUGUUAUAUUCUGGAAAAGAAACAGAUGCCAGUCUUUAGACAACAUUCGGCAUGAACAGUUCGAAAUUCAACGCGUACCAAGAUUUCGAAUGGGCGGUGAUACUGAAUCGUAUGGCUUUAGAUUUUAUUGGACUUUGGCCAAAAACCGUACAGAGCCAUCGACAGAAGUUAAUGUGUAACUGUCGGGUACUUAUCGUAUUUCUUGGGGUAAUGUUUGCUAUUCUGGUUCCUGCUAUACAUUCAUUACUAAGAAUUUCGGGCGAUAUCAUGCUAAUGCUAGACAAUUUACAAUUUACUUUACCGGGCAUAAGCUGCUCGAUAAGAAUCAUAAUUUUUUGGUGGAAAAAAGAAGCUAUCAUACCGAUCAUGAAUAUGAUGGCGGAGGAUUGGCUAAAAUCGAAAAGUGUUGAAGACAGAAACAUUAUGAUUAGACAGGCGAAGAAUGCACGCAUUAUCAUUACUUGCGCCUACUGCAUAAUGGGUGUAGCCUGUUUCUUUAUUAUCCUUCUCCCGGGUUUUGGGAUAUCAAUGAGAUUGACGCCUAAUAUUACAGACCCAGGCAGACCAAUGCCUCUACAAACGUAUUAUAUUUACGAUAUAACAAAAAGGCCACAGUACGAACUAACAUUUAUUAGUCAAGCUAUCUUCAUAGUUCUUUCAAUGAUGUCUUAUUCUGGAAUCGACAAUUUUCUUGGGUUAUUAAUCUUCCAUAUAUGCGGCCAAUUGGACAUUCUUAAAAAUCGUCUGACAUAUCUGCACACAUAUAUCGAUUCUCAUAAUAUGCUAAAGAGCUGUGUGAUGAAGCAUAUUCGUUUACUUAGAGCCAUUGAGAUUAUUGAAGAUACGUAUAACGUAACACUUCUAAUUUUAUUUGUAUACUUUGCAGUUCUCUUCUCUUUCUACGGUUUUCGUAUAACUAACCUCUUUGAUGAAGGAAAUGAUCUAUCCAUUACUCAAUUAAUAUAUUUAAUAUCUAACGUUUUCAAUAUAUUUGCGCAUAUGUGCUUGUAUUGUGCCAUUGGUGAGAUUUUGACAGCACGGUGUAGUGAAAUAUAUUAUGCAGCAUACAGUAACGAAUGGUUUUCUGUGGACUCAAAAAUUACGAAGAAUUUGUUGUACCUGCUGCUAAGAGGCUCUAAACCAGUGUAUCUUACUGCUGGGAAAGUGUUUCCUAUGACAAUGGCUACAUUUUGCGGGUUACUGAAAACAUCAGUUGGUUAUAUAUCAGUUUUGCAUACAACAAACAGUAAAUAAAGAAGAUAAAAGUGUGAACAUUUUUCAAUCUUAUACAACGUUUAAUAGAACAUAGUUUAUAAAUUGUGCAAAUAGUUAUUGUUACUUACAAAUAAAAUGUAAAUCUUACUCUGGAGAUGGAAUAUGAUACGGAUUUUAUUAGACAGAA